AAAGAGUAAUGUAAUAUUGGAUACCUACGUGAUUUAUCAUUUCGGAACUAGCUUCUUUUGCUGUAAGGAGCAUUACGAGAACCGGUUUUCUUAUUUAGAAUACCUUACGAAAUUAAAUCUGCUUUAAAUCGAUACCCACGUUGUGAAGUUUUUCUCAAAUCAAGAAAAAUGCCAGUAAAAGCGGUGUGCGUUCUCAAUGGCGAUGUCUCCGGCACUGUUUUUUUUGAUCAGCAAGAUGAUAAGGCACCAGUAGUGGUAUCUGGAGAGGUCAAAGGUUUAUCUAAGGGCAAACAUGGCUUCCACGUGCAUGAAUUCGGUGACAACACGAACGGGUGCACGUCCGCCGGGGCGCACUUCAACCCGUUGAAGCAGGAGCACGGCGCGCCCGACGCCGCCGUGCGCCACGUGGGCGACCUCGGCAACAUCGAGGCGGCCUCCGACGGUGGCAGUACCAAGGUGAACAUCCAAGACUCGCAGAUCUCGUUGGUGGGGCCGCACAGUAUCGUGGGGCGCACGCUGGUGGUGCACGCGGACCCCGACGACCUCGGCCGCGGCGGGCACGAGCUCAGCAAGAGCACCGGCAACGCGGGCGCGCGCAUCGCCUGCGGGGUCAUCGGCCUCGCCAAGAUAUAAAGGUUGCUUAUGUGCCCACCUUACAUAUAUGAGAUAACGAAAUUGACAUGAUAUAUCAUCAAGAAUUUCAUUGCAGUAGGCAGUGAAUUCAUAAGUCGCAGGUGAUUCUUCCCAUCAUAGAUAUUCUGACUCCUGUUAUUACUCUUAUCUUAAAUACAUCGGUUUCAAUUAGAUAUAACUUUGGCACAUCCUAGAAAUGUGCAAAAGUUAUCUCUAUUAUUAAGAAAUCUAAUCCAAAUACGUUUUCUGAGUAUCGCCCUAUAUUCAUUCUUCCUCUCCUCGAAAAAACUAUAUCCGGCUAGCUUCUUGCUUUCCUUGAUCAAAAACCUACUCAACUUAUAUACUUGACUCCUUUUCGAUCCGGCGCUUCCGUUCAGACCACAGUACUUCUAGUGCAUUGGUAAAGACUAUAGAUGACAUUCGACAUGGUAUGAAAAAUCGGCAGCUGAUACUGGUAACGUUACUUGACUUAAACAGCGCCUUCGGCCCGGUUCGACGUCGGCAAGGCAUCCGUGGUGAAGAUGACUUUUCCUCGUGGUGCACUAUAAAUACCAGAGUUCUUCAUGGUGGCGUCUUACCUCUCCUUUUCUCUAUAUUUAUAAAUUCCUAUCACCUUUAAUGCUGAUCACUAUAUUCCAACCUAUGUCUUCUCCCUUACCUAAAAAAUAUGCUUUUUUUUUACACUACACUCUUCUUCAAACCCUUGAUGUUCCUUGUUAUACUACCGAAUUCCUUUCCUAUGCACGGAGGUGCAUGCUGUGGACUUCUGGAAGUCCUUACAUGUAGCCCCAUUAGGAAAGCUUGCAUUUUGCAUUGUUUUAUUGAUCAAGUGAAGACUCAUUUCCUGUCUCUGUCUUUAUUGGAUUUCCUUUAUUUCUAUUGCUUUACUCUAUUGUUUAUCUUUUUACUCCUUUAUCUUGCACCCUCCCUCUAUAUAUUUAUAUCUUUUUCUUUCGUCAUAGGUUGCCUAGAAGAGAUUGCAAUACGUAGCAAUAAGGCCACCUUUUGUCUAUUCUCUUUUUUGUGGCUCUUGUAAUACGUCCGAUGUAGCAUGCAAUAAAGAAUAUUAUUAUUAAAAUUUAUCCUAUAUUAAAUAAGAAUCUACAGAUUAAGACAAGAGUAUUUAUUAUACCUAUAUUUUAUUGUUUCAGACAUCCAUUGAUAUGAAAUCAUCAGUACUGGACAAAAAAUCGACCGAUAUGAUUACAUAAAAUUUAAUUAGAUGCGCCCUGAUAAUGUUUACGUUGAAAGCAAAUAUAUUUUCGCUAUCAAAAAAUAAGCUCCCUUAACCUGCUUCAGAGGCUGGUAACAGCAUGGAGUGGGUGUGGUGAUGGUAUCUAAUGUUUAAUUAGAUUGUUGUGCGCAUCUACUACUUAUUAUAUAUAGAAGUUUUAACUUCAAAUACAUCUUAGUAUGAGUGGCUUAUUGAUAUCUGUUUAUAUCAUGCAAUAUCAGAGCUAUUGUAAGUACUUUAUUAACCAAAUGUUUAUGGUCUGUUUAAUAGGGUAGUUUGUAAGUUUGAACCAGUGCUUUCUGUGUGGCUGGCUGAACCUAGGAUUUCUGAAAUUAAAGGUUCCAUGGUUUCUGAAUUGAAAACUUUGUGUAGUAGUAGUUAUUUUGAUAAUAUGUUUCUUGUUAGGUCUUAAAUAGAAGUUUUUAGUACAUUUUUUUGUAGCCACACUUGCACUCAUUACAUUUUCUAUGUACAGUGGUUAAAUAUUUUUGUUUUUUGUUUGGUGUUGGCAAUAGCAUUUUGCAACAUGUGCAUUUUAAAUAAAAGUGUUCUAUU
Messenger RNA from Diatraea saccharalis (sugarcane borer), 2422 nucleotides. The record is from the annotation of a GenBank genome assembly. NCBI's taxonomy places the organism in Eukaryota, Metazoa, Arthropoda, Insecta, Lepidoptera, Crambidae.